Molecule: messenger RNA, 5747 nt
Organism: Oncorhynchus gorbuscha (pink salmon)
Lineage: Eukaryota; Metazoa; Chordata; Actinopteri; Salmoniformes; Salmonidae
Gene: edc4
Product: enhancer of mRNA decapping 4
Exons: 29
Coding region: 378-4433 (1351 amino acids)
Biological process (GO): deadenylation-independent decapping of nuclear-transcribed mRNA
Cellular component (GO): P-body
Molecular function (GO): protein binding
Source: RefSeq, a predicted model, not a curated record
CUUACAACAUUAAAGGAUGUUGGCUAACUAACAUUACUGACUUACAGGUUGUUUGUUUUUGUUUGGUAUUUAGCAAUGCAACGCAACGUUCGUUAUCAAACUAGCGUACUUUGCAUAGCUAGCUAGCUGGUUGGCGUUUGGAAGUGACCAAAUGCUACCUACCUCCAUAAGGUUAAUUAAUGAUGAGUAACUGGCUUGGUCGGUAACUAAAUAAUUAGGCAGCAGGUACCAAAUCAUACCGCACGAGGUUGCCUAGUUUCUUUGGAAGCGAUGAAACAUCAGUCCUCGAAGACUCAUCUCCAUGUGAGAGCCAAAGAAAAACAUCGUUCAAUGGCGAAUUGAAUGGACUUCUGCCGGGAGCUGGCAGCAGGUCAACGAUGGAUGAAUCCACAGGCCCUAAUUCAGAGAACAUGAAUACUCAAGAGUGCCAGAUAAUCUGCCUCUCUGGGGAUGAUGGCUCCACUUGCAUUCCCAUCACAUCCAACAAUGUUGAAAUUGUGGCCAGUCGAGACUCAAGCAUUGACAGCAAGGCCCGUGGCAGCAACAAGGUAAAAAUCCAGCCUGUCGCCAAGUACGACUGGGAGCACAGGCAUUACUACGGCAACCUGAUUGCAGUUUCUAACUCAUACCUGGCAUAUGCAAUCCGAGGAGCAAACAACCAGGCCAUGAUCCGUGUGUUGAGCCUGGGCUCCGCCGAGCGCACCCUGCUGAAGGGCUUCACUGGUGCAGUCACAGACCUGGCCUUCGCCCAUCUGGACUCCACCCUGCUGGGAUGUGUUGAUGAAGCUGGCAACCUGGUCAUCUGGCAGCUCACCUGCCACAGCAGCAAGAUCCAGGAUCAAGUGGUUGUCCACAUCCGGAGGCCUGAAGACACACCUCUAAACUCCAAUAGGAGGUUGAUCUGGUGUCCUUUCAUCCUAGAGGACAAUGAAGAGAACCCUGAGGAUGCUAGCCAGACCCUGGCCCUGCUGCAUGAAGACAGAGCUGAGGUGUGGGAUCUGGAGAUCCUCCGCAGCAACAAUAGCACCUGGCCAGUAGAUGCCACUGACCUGAAGGACGGCGUUAUAACCAUAAAAGGACAUACCGAGCGUAUAAGUGAAGGUGCCCUGUCUCCAGAUGGCACAGUCUUGGCCACAGCCAGUCAUGAUGGUUAUGUAAAAUUCUGGCAAAUCUACAUUGAAGGACAGGACCAGCCAAGUCCUCUCCCCGGCUUCUUUCACAGAUGUCUGCAUGAGUGGCAGCCCCACAAUGGGAACCCCCUCUCCUGCCUGCUGUUCUGUGACAACCACAAGAAACAGGACCCAGAUGUUCCAUUCUGGCGCUUUCUGAUUACUGGAGCUGAUCAGAACCAGGAGCUGAAGAUGUGGUGCACAGUGUCAUGGACUUGCCUGCAGACCAUCAGGUUCUCUCCAGACCCGUUCAACUCCUCAGUCCUGCCCAGUCUAAAGGCCAGCCUGGACCUCUCUGCAGAAUGCCUCAUCCUCAGCGACGUACAGAGAAAGGUGUUGUAUGUGAUGGAGUUGUUGCAGGACCAGGAGAAGGGCCAUGCCAGCUUCACAGCCGUGUCUGAGUUCCUGCUCACACACCCUGUACUCAGCUUUGGUGUUCAGGACGUCAGCCGCAGCCGCCUGCGCCACACAGAGGUCCUCCCCCCAGAUGAGGAGAGCGAGAGUAUGACUGCAGAGGGCAUCCAGGGCCCAAUGGAAUCCAGAGCUGGAAUCCAAAUAAAGCUGUACUGUGUCCACACAAAGUCUCUUCAAGAUGUGCAGAUCUGGUUCCAGCCAAACCUUGGGUCUGGCUCGCCCUCAUUUCUGCCUCACUCAAAUGAUGGCUUUGGUUUUUCGGAUCACUUGACAGACAUAAGCAUGGAAGGUUUGAGCUCUGACAAGGAGUCCGGAUGUGGCUCCCAAAAUGAUCUCCGGAAGAUUCCCGCCCUUCCUGCUCCUGCUGACUUCAUGUCCCCCACUGGCUCCGCCGCUAUGCCCAAGCUCAUGACCCCUGACGCCUUCAUGACCCCCAGUGCUUCAGUCCCAGCCUCCCCAGGCAGCAGUGCCAGCAGCCUGAAAAUUGUGACAGCCAUGACCAGCAACUCUGACAGUGGCGCCAGGGGAGGAGAGGAGCUGACCCAGAACUCCAAGAUGUCUGUGGAGAGCAGCAGCAGUAGCAGUCUGACCCUCAGUGCGAGCACCAGCAGCCCCAGAGCCAGCUCCCUUCUCAUCUCAGGCCUAGGGGACAACAUGCCGGUGCUUCCCUCUCCAAACCCGCCCCUCUCGCUGGACCCACAGGCCAUUGAGCCUAUGCUGAUUCAGCAUGCCUCUCCCACCCUGGCUCGCUCUCCAGACGUCAUCUCAUCUGCCUCCACGGCCAUGUCCCAGGACAUGCCUGAGAUCGCCUCUGAUACGCUGCAGCGAAGCCUGGGGGUUGUGUCUGGAGCUGAAUCCCGAGACACUCUCCCAGCCCUCCACACAGACAGCAUGGCUUCAGCAGCCUCAGCCCUUCACCACCUCUCUCCACGGAACCGGAACAACUCUGACCACGGCCACCUGACCCUGGAGCUGGGUGCUGGAGCAGUGGAGGCGGAGCAGAGGCUCAGUAACACUCCUUCACUACUGGAGAAUGCCCUGACACAGGAGAAUGCUGCUGCAGCCGCCGCUGCCUCCUGCUCUGACAACAACACAAGCCACCCCUGGCCUGCAGCUCCCGACAUCACACGGGAAACGCGCAACAGCCUGCGGGACAACGGCCUAGGAGACUGCUCAAGGGAGGAAAUGAAGGACAGACACAUGUCCUCUCCAUACCACAGACGCACCUACCACUUAACCCAGAAUGACAGUCAGGACGCCAGUGCAGAACAAAGUGACCAUGAUGACGAGGUGGCCAGUCUAGCGUCGUCCUCCGGGAACUGUGGAGCCAGGUCGUCUCAAAGACUGCCAGUGAAGGAGUGGAAGAGCUCUCCCAGAGGCUCCCCUAAACUCAAGAGGAAGAGUAAAAAAGAUGACGGGGAUGCAUCUCAUGCCUCUCAGUCCAGGCAGCCUGAGCAUCAUAACCAUCAACAUCAGAUGAACCCUGAGGUGCAGGAAGAGCUGCUGAUGCUGCUGCGUAACCAGCAGAGGGAGCUAGCGGAUCUCCGUCAGAGUCAGCUAGAGCUGCUGCAGAGAGUGACUGGCCACAUGGACGCCGUGCAGAGCUCUGUCAUAGCCCAUGUGGAGCACGUCAUGGUCAGCCAGCAGGAGCAUGAACAGAGGAGAAUGGAGAGAAUCCUAGCAGAGGGACAGAGCCGUAACCAGCAAAUCCAGGAACAUCUCUCCCAGCAGCUGGCUCAAACUCUCAACAACACCCUGUGUAACCGUCUGGACAAGACUCUCCGAGAGGAGAUGAAGAAAACUGUUCCUCCCACUAUUAUCAAGAGUCUGGAGCCUGUUACUGCCCAGAUGAAUAACACCAUCGCUGCUAAGCUGACGGCUGUGGAGGCAGCACUGAAGGAGAACGUUAGCAAAGUCGUCAAGUCAAAGAACACCACAGAUGCAAUCGGCCGGGCAGCUGCUGAGGCAAUGCAGGGGCCUAUCCAGGCUGCCUACAAGGAUGCGUUCCAGAGCAUUGUGCUGCCUGUGUUUGAAAGGGGCUGCCAGUCUAUGUUCCAGCAGAUCAAUGACAGCUUCAAGCAGGGAACCCAUGAGUAUAUCCAGCAACUGGAGACCCAUGUGAAGAGCAGGAAGCAGCAUGAGCAGGAGGGCCAGGACCCUAUGAUUGGCCAGCUACAGCAGAUGAUUGACACGUUCCAGAAUUCUACGGAUCAGCUGGCCACCACUGUCACAGCAAGUGUCCGCUCGGAGGUCCAGCACCAGCUCAACAUGACGGUGGGAAACCUGCAGGAAUCGAUCCUGACCCAGGUGCAGCGCAUAGUGAAGGGUGAGGUGAGCAUGGCCAUGAAGGAGCAGCAGGCAGCUGUGACCUCCAGCAUCAUGCAGGCCAUGCGCUCUGCUGCAGGCACGCCCGUCCCUACCCCACUCCUCGACUACCAGGCCCAGCAGGCCAACAUAUUGCAGCUGCUGCAGCAGGGACAACUCAACCAGGCCUUCCAACAGGCCCUGUCAGCCUCUGACCUGAACCUGGUUCUGUAUGUGUGCGAGACCAUUGACUCCCAGCAGGUGUUUGGCCAGCAUCCCUGCCCCCUGAUCCAGCCGGUGCUGCUGUCCCUCAUACAGCAGCUGUCCACUAACCUGGCCACACGCUCUGAGCUCAAGAUCAGUUACUUGGAGGAUGCUGUGAUGAACCUGGACCAUGGUGAUCCGGUGACGAGAGACCACAUGAGUACUGUGCUGUCCCAGGUCCGACAGAAACUGUUCCAGUUCCUGCAGCAGGACCCACACAGUCCUCUUAGCAAGAGAGCCCGGCGCCUGGUGAUGAUGCUUCAGGGCCUUGUCAAUCACUAGUUCUGUACCUGGUGCCCAUCGAUGGAGCCCCUUCUCUUCCUGCUCUGUUCCAAUACAGUUAGAAUAAGGUGCAGUGAGUUUCAUUGAGGUACUGAGGGGAGUGGCAUUUAGUUAGAGAUGUGAGCAUGUUGUGUAAUUGCUCUGAACUUCCUGUACCCACGGCUCUCUCUGAUGCAUUAUACAUCGCAAUUGAAUUUAUUUUUUGUAAUCCUCAUUUUUUUUAAAGUGGUAAAAAUGGCAAGAACUGACUGGUUUUUCCCUUUUUGGACUUUUAGAUUGACUGAUUUUUCUCAGUUUGAAACCCCCGGUUCAUCGUAAGAUCUAUGAACCUUGCCAUUUUCUUAUUUCAGUCCAUUUCCCUGUCAUAGCAGCAAGCGUUAGAGGGACAAAAACAAUCCUAAAUGUAGACUGUUUAAGCAGAUGGAUGGGCCCUUCAUGUUCUAUUAUGUUUUCUGUAUGUUCAACCAUUCUGUUAAAUCCAAAGUUCUGACUUCAGUUCAGAAUGGUAUUUUUCUUUGAGGGACUUCUACAGUAGGCUUUGAAUCUGCACUGUUAGUAUUGUAAUAAAGCCUUUCUCUGCUCUUUCCUAUAUAUUAGACUGACCAUAUUACUAUGUAAAGAGGACAGGAGUAUGCUUGUGGAGUCUGAGAAACUGAAAUGGCUGUCCUUGUACAGUUUUAUAGGGUCAUGGGCAACUUUUUUGUUUGUUGAUGGAAAUUCACUCAUGCCCCUGAAAUCUUUUUUUUCUUUUGUGCCCCCUUUUUAAAAAAUAUCUCUCAACAGUCCUUAACAUUUGUAUGACUUGAAUACUUCCUCAGACUUAUUUGAAGUAAUUAUCAUCCAUAGUAAAUGCUUCUAACAUAUUAUUGUUACUGAUUUAUGUCUCGCUUGCUUUUGGAUACUCAAGUAAUGUGUGUAAACCUGAUGUACUUAUCCUGGUCUCUAGAGUACAUCCGUUUGUGAAAAUGCGUGGUUUCUAUAUAAGCUUACAAAGUCUAGUGGGAAAGUACAGCAAAACUGGGGGGGGUGGGGCCUGGUACAGACCUUUGGCACUCCAAUGUUGGGUUGCAUUAUGAACGUCAAUUGCACAAUGCCUGCUCUGCCACUGUGGUCAGUUUAUUGUAACCAUUCAAGUUACAGACUCAAGUGAAUAAGACUUUGUAGGUUUUCCAUCUCAAACCCUUUAUGUGCUACAAAACCUUUCUAUAAAGUGCCUUAUUGUACUUCACGCAUGGGCAUUUGCCAUCCACCACCUUUAGUCUGUUGUGCCAUUUGUAAACCAACUAUUUGCCUGACUAAAAGUUGGUGACUGGG